AUUGAACACAGACAGGCUCGGAUUGCAGAGGAAAGCAGAGAAGAAGGAGCACGGAGGUACCAGCCUUCCGAAAUUCAGCACUCCUCAAACUGCUCAGUGUCUCCUGGGAGGAAAGCCCGCCAAACCAUGGCCCUUCCACGUCCUGAGAAACACAACACCCGCUCCUGCAUGUCUAAACGGAAGGCACCCCGGAUACAGGCUACACGCUGCCGGCGGGACCAACCUCGCUCUCAAACCAGGCAUACUGCCAGCCGGGACAUCACUCGCAGAACCAAGCGGGACCGGAGUGCUAGGAACUGCAAAGGUGCCCGCGCAGAGGCCUGGGGCCAAUGUUUUGGCAUGAUCUGGACUUCCCUGCUGUAUCUCACUUCACGCCUGCCGACAGUGGGGAUAGGCUGA
Molecule: messenger RNA, 399 nt
Organism: Pelobates cultripes (western spadefoot toad)
Lineage: Eukaryota; Metazoa; Chordata; Amphibia; Anura; Pelobatidae
Source: the annotation of a GenBank genome assembly